Molecule: messenger RNA, 6032 nt
Organism: Syngnathoides biaculeatus (alligator pipefish)
Lineage: Eukaryota; Metazoa; Chordata; Actinopteri; Syngnathiformes; Syngnathidae
Gene: kdm5c
Product: lysine demethylase 5C
Exons: 29
Coding region: 645-5279 (1544 amino acids)
Biological process (GO): chromatin remodeling
Cellular component (GO): nucleus
Molecular function (GO): DNA binding; histone demethylase activity
Source: RefSeq, a predicted model, not a curated record
GGUGGGGGGCUGAAUAGGUGUGCGCCCAGUUUCAUACUGUACAUCCAUACGUAAUGUUUUUUUUUAUUUUUUUAACGACUUUCUCCCAUCGGCGGACAGUCGUAACUUGCACCUCGAGCACGUUGUUGUUUUCUUACACACCUUCGUGAAUUGGCGUACGUGCGCCCUAUUUUCAAAGAGCAAACGUAGCGGACGCACUGUGAAGAAUCGUGUUGGGGGGGGGUGCGAGGAAAAAAAAAAAAAAGAUGGCGACUCGUCAAGAAAGAUAGGAUGGCCUGAAGGGAGUGAUUGUGUUUAUCGGAAAAAAAUAUCUUGCCAACGACACAAUUGUUAUCAUUUUUUGGGGGGUUAAAUCGGGGUUAAAAAUGAAACGGACAUCUCGUGUCCGCAUUUUGAAUGCGUGCGUUCUCACAGAGUGGAAGACUUACAGGGUGAAGUGAAGCGGCAGGCUAAAGCUGGCAACUUUGCUUUUAGCAGGGUUAGCUCGCCGACGGCACCCCAAAAAAAACAAAAAACAAAAAGCACAGCCGGCCCUCGUUAGCUUAACCGACAACAGCAGCCGAGCGGCGGGCAGCGCGACAAGAGGAAGGAGCGGCGAGCAGCCCCCGUCGUCAGCCGGGCACGUCGAGGUGUCUUACGGGGUAAUGGAGGGAGAAGAGUUUAUAGCUCCUCCGGAGUGUCCAGUUUUUGAGCCGUCAUGGGAGGAGUUCCAGGAUCCUCUGGGCUACAUUGCCAAAAUACGUCCAAUUGCAGAGAAGUCUGGAAUCUGCAAAAUUCGCCCUCCGCCAGACUGGCAACCACCAUUUUCAGUGGAGCUGGACACAUUCCGAUUCACGCCGCGCAUCCAGAGGCUGAAUGAGUUGGAGGCGGAGACCAGAGUGAAGCUCAAUUAUUUGGACCGCAUUGCAAGGUUCUGGGAGAUUCAGGCUUCCUCCUUGAAGAUCCCGCACAUCGAAAGGCGUAUCCUUGAUCUUUUCGGUCUGUCAAAGGUCGUGUCCGACGAAGGCGGUUUUGAGAUGGUCUGCAAAGAACGACGUUGGGCCCGUGUGGCUCAGAGGCUUGGCUACCCUCCAGGCAAGAACAUCGGUUCUCUUCUGCGCUCGCACUACGAGAGGAUCGUCCACCCUUUUGAAAUGUUCCAGUCUGGUGCUAGCUUACCGCAUUGCAAGCCAAAGCACUACGACGGCGAGGAUGUGGAUAAGGAAUACAAGCCCCACUCCAUCCCCCUGCGUCAGUCUGUGCAGCCAUCCAAGAUGAGCAGUUACGGCCGUCGCGCAAACCGCUGCCAGCCAGAUCCUGAACCUACUGAGGAAGACAUUGAGAAGAACCCAGAGUUGAAGAAGUUGCAGAUCUAUGGCGCAGGGCCCAAGAUGAUGGGACUUGGACUGGUGGCGCGGGACCGAGGCUUUAGGAAGAAGGAUGAACUUCCUCAGACUGUGACCAUUAAGGACAGUACAGCAUCUUCUCCCGAUGUCACUUCUGUAAAUGGGGAGCCUCCUGUUCCCCUGGAGAGACAGAGCGACGGGCGCUCAGCCAGUCCCCAAAUCUCCCCCGUCAGCAUCACCGUCAAGACGGAGGUCAAAACGGAAAUCAAGACAGAAGUCAAAGCUGAAGGGAAGACUGAAGUGAAGAAGGAAGAAUUGGCUGAGCAUCUUCUUAAAGAAAGUCGUCAACAUCUUAAAGACGGUCCCUGCACGAAAAUGACCAUGAGGCUACGGCGCACCCUCAACAACAUGCAGAGUGUGGAUUCCUUUGUCUGUCGGAUGUGCGGCCGCGGAGAUGAUGACGACAAACUCUUGCUAUGCGACGGUUGUGACGACAACUACCACACGUUCUGCCUGCUGCCCCCGCUCACUGAUCCACCCAAAGGCAAUUGGCGAUGCCCGAAGUGUGUUGCAGAAGAGUGUAAGAAGCCUUCUGAAGCAUUUGGUUUCGAACAAGCAACCCGCGAGUACAGUUUGCAGAGUUUUGGGGAGAUGGCCGACGCAUUCAAAGCAGAUUACUUCAACAUGCCCGUCCACAUGGUUCCCACUGAGCUUGUGGAGAGAGAGUUCUGGAGGUUAGUUAGCAGCAUCGAGGAGGACGUCACCGUGGAGUACGGAGCAGACAUCCACUCCAAAGAGUUCGGCAGCGGCUUCCCAAUGAACAACGGCAAGAGGAUUCUGACAAAGGAGGAGGAGGACUACGCCCGCAGUGGCUGGAACCUGAACGUGAUGCCCGUGCUGGAACAGUCCCUCCUGUGCCACAUCAAUGGGGAUAUCUCUGGCAUGAAAGUGCCCUGGCUUUACGUUGGCAUGGUGUUCUCCGCUUUCUGCUGGCACAUUGAGGAUCAUUGGAGCUACUCCAUCAACUACCUGCACUGGGGCGAACCCAAAACCUGGUACGGAGUUCCCUCAGUAGCUGCCGAGCGACUAGAGGAGGUGAUGAAGAAAUUGACUCCAGAGUUAUUUGAAUAUCAGCCUGACCUCUUGCAUCAGUUGGUCACAAUCAUGAAUCCAAACAUCCUUAUGGCUCACGGCGUACCUGUUGUGCGGACCAACCAGUGCGCUGGUGAGUUUGUCAUCACCUUCCCCAGAGCCUACCACAGUGGCUUCAACCAGGGAUAUAAUUUUGCAGAAGCCGUCAACUUCUGUACUGCAGAUUGGCUUCCUGCCGGUCGUUCCUGCAUUGAGCACUACCGGCGUCUGCGGCGAUAUUGCGUCUUCUCUCAUGAAGAGCUCACCUGUAAAAUGGCAGCCAGCCCAGAGAAACUAGACCUCAAUCUUGCGGCAGCGACGCACAGGGAAAUGUUUAUAAUUGUCCAGGAGGAGCGAAAGCUGCGUAAGGCUCUGAUGGAAAGGGGCAUCAGCGAAGCGGAGCGGGAGGCCUUUGAGCUGUUACCUGAUGAUGAGAGACAGUGUGACAAAUGCAAGACGACUUGUUUCCUCUCGGCACUGGCUUGUUCAAACUGCCCUGAGCGUCUAGUGUGUCUCUAUCACACUCAGGAUUUGUGCAACUGCCCCACUGACAAACUCUACCUCAGGUAUCGAUAUACCCUGGAUGAGUUAUUGGCCAUGUUGCACCGCUUAAAGGUCCGCUCGGAGUCUUUCGAUUCGUGGGCCAACAAAGUAAAAGAGGCACUUGAGCAAGAGGAGGGAAACAAGAUCGGUAUUGAUUACUUGGAGGUGCUCAAGACCGAAGCAGCGGAAAAGAAGUUCCCUGACAAUGAACUUCUGCGUAAACUCAACACUGUUCUCAAAGACGUCGAGUACUGCCAACGGAAGAGCACAGAACUCCUCACUCACUCGACAGCCAGUGAUGAGAAAAUGACUUUGGUGGAGCUGAAAUCCUUGAUCGAGGCAAUGCAAAAUCUGCCCUGUGUGAUGACUCAACUGGACGAAGUGCAGGCGGUUCUGCAGACGGUGAGCGAGUACCAGAGGCGAGCUCAGGAGCUGGUCAACGAGCGCGACUGGAGGAGGAACGCUGCACCCACAGAGCUGCUGGAGUCCUUGCUGGAGCAGGGAACUAAGCUCCCUGUUGUGGUGCCGGAGUGUAACCUGCUCCAGGGCCUCCAGGAGCUGGGCCGCUGGCUGGCAGAGGUCAGGCACACCUUGGGCACGGAGGGGGACGAGAGGCCGGAGGUCACGUUGGCGGUGUUGAGGAAACUGAUCGAGGCGGGUUGCGACGUGCCUCAGAGCGCUUCCGUCGAUACCGCCAUGGCAGAACUGCAGGAGCUGCUCACGAUUGCGGAACGUUGGGAGGAGAAAGCGCAGAUCUGUCUUGAGCAAAGGCAAAAGCACCCUCUCUCAACACUGGAGGCGAUUGUUAAUGAGGCCCAGCUUAUCCCUGUCAAGUUGCCCAACAUUCAAGCUUUGCAGGGCUGCUUAAGCCGCGCACGUGCUUGGGUAACAGACCUGGAGGAAAUUCAGAAUGGGGAGCAUUAUCCAUGUCUGGAUGACCUGGAGGGGUUGGUGGCUGUUGGAAGGGACUUGCCCGUCGUCAUGGAGGAGCUGCGGCAGCUGGAAGUGCAGGUUGCCAGUGCUCACUCUUGGAGGGACAAGGCCAGCAAGACCUUCUUGAAGAAGACCAGUCAGCACAGUCUGCUCGAGGUGUUGUGUCCAUGCGCUAAAAGGAGACAUGACAAGACCGAGGACCUCGACGACUGCGAUACCAACACUCUGGGUCUCUCUGCUCAAGACCUCCGGGACCCUGCAGCUAUUGUCAUGGCGUUCAAAGAAGGGGAGCACCGGGAGAAGGAGGCCCUGCUGAGGUUACAGAAGGUCAACAUGGGGAAGACUGGACUUAAUUCGGGAGAGAGAACGGGGGCCACCCCAGCGCUACCUUUUCUCAGUCGGUGUGCGUGUGCGCCGGUCAGGCCGGGCACGCCGCAGUUGCGCUGCCACCUUUGCAAGGACUGGUUCCACGGCGGCUGCGUUUCCUUCCCCACGCUGCUUCCGCCUUGCGGACCGCCAAUUAACCCGCACUGCUGGUGGGACUGGGACUUGCGCUUUCUGUGUCCACGGUGCCAGCGGUCGCGGCGCCCCCGCCUGGAGACUAUCCUGGCGUUGCUCGUGGCCUUGCAGAGGCUCCCCGUGCGCCUGCCCGAGGGAGAGGCGCUGCAGUGUCUCACAGAGCGCGCCAUCACCUGGCAGGGUCGCGCCAAGGAGGCGCUGGAGACGCCCGAGCUGCAGCGGGCCCUUCAGACGCUGCAAGAACUGAAAGAAAGCCUCCGUUGUGACAAGGAGGAAGCAUGCGUGCAGAAGGAUGCAGACUCCAACUCGGUCAUUGUUUUAUCUGACUCGGAGGAAGGUGAAGGAGACGGUGGAAUCAUCGAUCUGACAGAAGAUUCACCCAAAAAGAAAUCCAAGGAGUCUAAUGGCAUUCAGGCUGCUCGUGAGAACGGCGUCAGCAAGAACUGCAGUGUUACCGAUGUGGGCGCUCUGCUGCCGCUGCUGCCUGAGCUCAAAGGUCAGGUGGUGCAACUUUCUUCAGCUACGCGGGAGCGACUGGAGGAGCUGCAGCUCGAGGGAGAUCUGCUGGAAGUCUCUCUGGACCAGACACACCUCAUCGGCCGAGUCUUGCAGGCCACCUCGGAUCCGCCCGUGGCAAUACUACGCACGCUCAUUCAGACUGAACUGGAAGAGCAGCGGCGAAGCAGUCGGACGAAGGAAUCCAAGAGGAAGCGAAAGAGCCACCGAGGAGGCGGCAGGGACGCAGAGGUCGGCGGUGCGACGCCGCUGGACGCGUCGGACUCCAAGAAAAGCUGCCCCUCCCCUCACGUAACUGCUCAGAUUCUGUGAGGGUGGACAUGGCAUCUGCCAAAGAAACUGCGGGGGCAGACUGAGGAAGGAAAUAAAAGGUGCGGGACGUCCAUGCCUCGGCCCCCCUCCCCCUUCUCCAAAACUUCUACACUCCCCCUUUCCACAAAUGGUCUAAAAGCUCCACGUUCCCUGGACCCGUUCUUCAGGAUUGUCGGCUCAUGUGGGACUUCCCGUGAUAGCAGUGUGUGCGGUCUAGGUAGAAUUGUUCCCCAGGUAAGUUGGUAUGCGUUGUUACCCCCACCACCGUGUUAAGUGGAAGCCCCCUCCCCCGUUCUUGAGCUCCUCGGGUAAGCUAUUUGGGUUUGUUUGGGUUUUUUUUUUUUUUUUUUUUUUUUUUUUUACGAAGCCACGAUACGACGCAGAUGUGCGGCGGAACCUCGAUGACUUAUUUUUUUAGUCGUACUGAAGCUUGUGUUCGCCGUUUUUUUGAGGGACGCAACAACAUUCGUAAGGAACUGACGACGUUUUGGGAAAUGUUCAGAACAGGCAUCGACGUUUUUGGUGCUACGUUCCCAAAAUGGACACUGUCUGACCCCAGAGCAGUGCUGUUAUCCUCUCAGUUCCUCCUCUUCUUUUUUUUUUUUUUUUUUUUUGGGCUCCCUCAUCUGCAAAAUAAGGUAACUUUACUGUAACUCACUUUAUUUCCCCGGUUCAAACAAUAUUAUUAUUAUUAUUAUUAUUGUUACAGAGACACUGUUAUCAUUUGUGCAUAAAGUUAUUUUAAUGUUGCCU